Cucurbita maxima (winter squash) is the source of this 2361-nucleotide messenger RNA. Its product is annotated as ubiquitin-conjugating enzyme E2 variant 1B-like. The transcript has 6 exons. Bases 208 to 705 code for a protein of 165 amino acids. Lineage: Eukaryota; Viridiplantae; Streptophyta; Magnoliopsida; Cucurbitales; Cucurbitaceae. Gene Ontology annotation, biological process: protein K63-linked ubiquitination; DNA damage tolerance. The record is from RefSeq and is a predicted model, not a curated record. Gene Ontology annotation, cellular component: nucleus.
UGAUAAGAUCCAUGUAAAGUUUGUUAUGAUCAGAUCUAUGCCACCGCCUUAGCCGCUGUCAAUCAAGCAUAUCAAUGGAACGGCAGUGAUCUGCAGGUGCAGGGGAAGUACCAUAGGCCGCGAAGCACAUGACUACUCUGCUUUUUGCCUCUUCCGAGUACCGAACUUUAAGUUUGGGAGCCCUAGCUCAGACACCGAUCGUCUAAAAUGGGUGACGAGGCCGCGAAGGUAGUCGUUCCCCGAAACUUCAGAUUACUGGAAGAACUUGAAAGAGGUGAAAAAGGAAUCGGGGAUGGAACUGUGAGUUAUGGAAUGGAUGAUGCUGAUGAUAUCUAUAUGGCGUCUUGGACGGGAACAAUUAUAGGGCCACCUAAUACUGUUCAUGAAGGACGGAUUUAUCAACUCAAGCUAUUCUGUGGACAGGAUUAUCCUGAUAAUCCUCCCAGCGUGAGAUUUCAAACUCGGAUUAAUAUGACCUGUGUCAAUCCAGAAACUGGUGUGGUGGAACCAAGCCUUUUUCCCAUGCUUUCUAAUUGGCAAAGGGAGCAUACAAUGGAGGACAUAUUAAUGCAGUUGAAGAAAGAAAUGACUUCUCCCCAGAACAGGAGACUAAGUCAGCCUUCUGAAGGUGAGUUUAUUCAUUUAUUCACUUCUCAUUAUGGACAGCACACUCCUCUCGUUAAUAUAUACAGCAGAUUGAAUUGAUAGAUUUGUUUCGUCCAGUCAAGGAGGGUAUAACCAAGAAGGCUAUCCAGUGAAGGAGGUUCCGAGAUGACACUCCAUUAUCUAAAACAAAAAAUAUCUGAAUGCAAAAAUGAUUUGAGAGAGUAUACUAGCAAUCUAGCUAUAUCCCAAAACAUCUAGGUUCCCGCAUUCUGUCUUUAAAACUGUGUGGUUUUGUUUUCGCUCCCACCUCCUACAAGAUCACUUUCAUGGCAUCAACUUUUAGACUUCAAUUUUGUCUAUGAAAUUAUGGUUUCAAAGGAGUUGGAAAUAGCCUGUUUGCUAUCCUGAGGAAACACCAUUGCAAUCCAGAUCUACCCAACAAUCUAAACGGGCAGGAUGAAUUGGGAGGGCAAGAAAAUAAAAGGUGGUCUUGGUCUUUCAAACAUCUAUACAUUAACGUUUCAUUUAAGAGUCAAAGCUAGGCUUGGGAAUUCCAUCCUAAUUCUGUCUCUAUUGUAACUACGCUCCGGCACUAAAGUGCAAGGGAAGGACUUUCUGGUAUUCAGUAUGCUAUUGAGAGGAUGGGGUUAAUGUAUGGUGGCCUGGAUGAAAUGUGAAAGCUGGUUGAAAAGGGCUUACAAGUGAAUUGGCUUGACAUAUCCAAGGUUCAACUCCAUAACCUUGGUGCUGGUUGGGUUCAGUUAAAGAGAGCAGCCCACUUCUGGUCUCUGCUUCAAAUAGGGUUCUGGGAAAUUUACUGUCAGGAGCCCUCAUCACUGAGCCAUUGUUAGUUUAUGAAUUAUUCUUUGGAACUCUACCAACCCAUAGAGGCUAUGGUAAAUAAUAGGAAAUGUCUGUUCUUCAAACGAUAUGCUUUCCAAAACAUAACUCUAUCCUCUCUGGCCAUUAACUUUCAAGGACAAUCCUGUUUCCUGAAUGCAUAUAGAAGAAAUAUGCAUUCAAGAACUUGGGACAGUGAGAACUUAUGGUUUCCAGCCUCUUGAUCAAGCCCAUAUGAACUAAUAGAAAAUUUGACCCAUAAAGGUUAUGCCUUUGAAUUAAACACUCAUCUCCAUUUCGAUAUCAAAGCUGUAUUUGUGUUCUUUAGGCCUCCUCUCUCAGGAUUACCUCUUUCAACAAGAAUGGAGACCUCCCGUCCCAUUAGGUGAUAACCUUUAAUUUCUGUUCUUCUCUUAAAUUUCCAAGGCAUAUUGAAUUUAAGAAAGAGGGUAUGGGGAUAUGCUUGAAAGAACAGAGAUUUCAGAAGCAUUAUUCUGCGUUGGGAGUAUGUAACAUGCUUAAAUUCAAUAUGUAACUCCUGAACAGAGAUUUCAGGAGUAUGUAACUUGCUUCAUUUAAACAUCCUCUGUGGUUUCUCAAAAUCUAUGGGCUCGUCCAGACUCCAGGUGGCACACCCAAGUAAAGACAAUAGCCUCCUAAUUAGUCGAGAAGGAACAAGUGCAUGUGAGAGGCCAGAGGGAGGCUCAAAGUAGGAAUUUUCUGCAUGAUAGCUCUAUUUAAUUCAUUUAUUUUCUGUUAAAUUGUGGAAUGUGUUCACCCUAGGGGGCUAAGAAUCGAAUCACAUAUACGAAUAUGAGAUACAAAUACAAUACAACACAUACACUGCAAUGUCAUUUUAUAUAAAUCUAGGACAUGGACAUGUUUAUUAAAAUAUAAAAUUUUAAAAUAUGUAUC